GCCUAGGGUUGGGGGCUAGAGUGAGCGAGGAGGGGCCGUUAACUGGGCCUGCCAAGGCUGGAAACGGGAGGGCGUCUGCCUGCGUGCCCGCCCCGGGGACGGCGGGGAGGCCGGAGCGGACAGACCCGGAGGCCGUGAAGCCCGAGCUCGGCGCGGUGACCGCCGCCGCCCGCCGGAGCUAGGGCAGAGGCCCGGGGCCUGCCGCCGAAUUGGAGCUGGUGGGAGGAGGAGGCAUCGCCAGCUUGGAGUCGAAGCGAGGCGCCGAGGCCGCUGAUAUUGUGGUGCAGCGGAAAAGGUCCUGGAUUUGGAGUCAAGAAAACUGGUUUUAAGUUCUGGCUCUACCACUUACUGCAUGAUCUUGGACAAAACACUUAAUGUCUGUGAACUCCCAUUUCUUCAUCUGUAAAUAUACCUUCCAAGUCAAAAGUUAUGAUUCUCUAACUCUUCUCUUUAUGGGAAUCUAUGCAAGAUGUUGGCUUUAUGGACUUGGAUAGUGCAAGCUUUGUUUAUUUUCCUCAUCGUUGAUUCAGUAGGAGGUGGACUUUUAAAACCAUGUGGUCACAUCGUCCCAGAAUCUCCAGUUGUAGCACCUAAUACUACUUUCACAGCGAUUUGUGUUUUAGAUGAAGAGUGUUUGAGUGAACACCAUUUAAAUGCUAAUCAAAUUUUGUGGAAAAUAAAAGACACCUAUGUUCCUAAAGAACAAUACACUAUCCUAAAUAAAACAGCUGCCAGUGUUACUUUGGAAGAUGUAUCUUCAUUAGGUAGUCCACUAACAUGCAACAUUUUACUAUAUGGACAGCUUGAACAGAAUAUUUAUGGAAUCCAAAUCAGAGUGGGCUGGGCUCCAGAGAAACCAAAAAAUUUGAGUUGCAUCGUGAAUGGUCAAAGUAACAUGAAGUGUCAGUGGGACCCUGGAAAGGAAACACAUUUGGAUACAACAUAUGUUUUAAAGUCAGAAUGGCCAACACGGCAGCUGACAGAUUGCAUUCCACCACCUAAUGUAAAUAACUCGUGCACAGUUGAUAUGGUUGUGGUUUACGUCAAUAUGGAUGUCUGGGUAGUAGCUACAAAUGUUCUUGGAAAUGUUUCAUCUGAUCGUAUCAAUUUUGAUCCCAUCGAUAUUGUGCAACUCCUUCCUCCAUAUAAUGUAACAGUCAGCAGUUCUAAGGCAAUAUCAAGUAUCUUAAAAGUGUCAUGGACCAACCCUGUUGAUAAACCUUUUGAAGGAUUGAAAUAUAAUAUUCGGUACCGUACCAAGGAUGCUUCAGAUUGGACACUGAUUCCUCCUGAAGACACAGCUUCAACCCGAGAUUCAUUUACUGUUCAGUAUCUUAAACCUUUUACAGAAUAUGUGUUUUCAAUUCGUUGUAUGAACAGAGAGGGUAGGGGAUUCUGGAGUAAUUGGAGUGCAGAAUCAAGUGGAGUCACAUAUGAAGCUAAACCAUCAAAUGCACCAAGUUUCUGGUAUUCGAUUGAUCCUUCUCAAGGUCAUGGAUAUAGACUUCUACACCUAAAAUGGAAGACUUUGCCUCGAUCUGAAGCCAAUGGAAGAAUCUUACAUUAUGAAGUAAUUCUAAGGGGAGGGAAAACAUCAAAUUUUUCAAAAUCGAUUAAUGAUACAAAAUUGAUUCUGAAUAUCACAAAUGAUCCAUAUGUCGUAAGUCUGAAAGCUCAUAAUAUAGUUGGAAGCUCUGAUCCAUCUACCUUAACUAUUCCUGGCCGUGACUUCAAAGCUGCUCAUCCUAUUACAAAUCUUAAAGCAUUUCCUAAAGAUAACGAACUUUGGGUACAAUGGACACCUCCAAAUGAACCUGUAAAUAAAUAUAUACUGGAGUGGUGUGUAUUUUCUGACAAUUUGCCGUGUACUCCUGAUUGGCAGCAAGAAGGCAGUGCCACGAAACUAACCUACUUAAGAGGAAAUUUAAUGGAGAGCAAAUGUUAUUUGAUAACAGUUAUCCCAGUGUACGAUGAUGGCCCAGGAAGCCCCCGGUCUGUAAAGGCAUACCUUAAACAAGCUCCCCCUUCUAGAGGACCUUUUGUUCGAACAAAGAAAGUGGGAAAAAAUGAAGCUGUCUUAGUAUGGGAGCACCUUCCUGUCGAUGACCAGAAUGGAUUCAUCAGAAACUAUACCAUAUUUUACAGAACUAGCAGUGGAAAUGAAACAGCUGUGCAUGUGAACUCAUCCCACACAGAAUAUACACUUUCCCCCUUGACUAGUGACACAUUGUACAUGGUGCGAAUGGCAGCAUAUACAGAUGAAGGGGGCAAGGAUGGUCCAGAAUUCACUUUUACUACUCCAAAGUUUGCUCAAGGAGAAAUUGAAGCCAUAGUUGUGCCUGUUUGCUUAGCAUUCUUGUUGACCACUCUUCUGGGAGUAUUACUCUGUUUUAACAAACUAGACCUGAUUAAAAAACAUAUUUGGCCUAAUGUUCCAGAUCCUUCAAAGAGUCAUAUUGCUCAGUGGUCACCUCACACACCAACCAGGCACAAUUUGCAUCCCAAAGAUCAGAUGUACCCAGAAGGCAAUUUCACUGACACUGAUGUCAGUGUUGUGGAAAUAGAAGCAAAUGAAAAAAAGCCUCUUCCAGAAGAUCUAAAGUCAUUAGAUCUCUUCAAAAAGGAAAAAAUAACUACUGAGGGGCACAGUAGUGGCAUUGGAGGUUCUUCAUGCAUGUCAUCUUCUAGGCCAAGCAUCUCUAGUAAUGAUGAAAGUGAAUCUGGACAAAACACCUCAAGCACCGUGCAGUAUUCUACUGUGGUCCAUAGUGGCUAUAGGCACCAGCUUCCAUCAGUUCAGGUCUUCUCAAGGUCUGAGUCCACCCAGCCAUUGCUGGACUCAGAGGAACGACCAGAAGACCUACAGAUCGUAGAGAAUGGAGGAAGUGGUGAUGGUGCAUCACCCAGGCAGCAAUAUUUCAAACAAAACUGUAAUCAAGAUGAAAUCAGUCCAGAUUUAUCACAUUUUGAAAGAUCAAAGCAAGUUUCUUCAGCGAAUGAGGAAGAUUUUGUUAGACUUAAACAGCAACAGAUGUCAGAUCAGAGAUCACAGUCCUCUGGAUCUGGACCAAUGAAAGAUUUUGAAGACGUUUCUGCAGCAGAUAAUUUUGGUUCAAGUACCGAGGGACAAAUUCAGAGAUUUGAAACAAUUGGGUUAGAGGCAGCAACUGAGGAAGGAAUGCCUAAAAGCUAUUUGCCUCAGACUGUAAGACAAGGUGGCUACGUGCCUCAGUGAGGGAGACUGUUUCCUCUUAAGACUUAAGCAGUGACUGUUUUCCUGUAAAGUAAAGCUAAGUAUACUUUUAUCUGUGACUUCAGAUAAAAACAUCACUUAUCGAAGGUGGUUAUUUGACCUCUGAGACUAAAGCAUACUCUUACUUAAAUGGGCUAUUUCUCUUCCAGAAUAACUGGGAUUCUACAUGAAGCACUACACGAACUGUUUUGCAUCCUGUCUGAAUAGUUAAAUUUGUGCUGCUUCAGGAUGUUUGCAUUUUAAAAAGAAAAAACUUGUCUAAAAUUCUUUAAGUAAAACUUUUCAUUUUUAUUUUGUUAUUGAGAAGACAGAGGGCAUUGAAGCAGUCGGCAUGGCAGUAUGGACUCAGAAAUUUACUGACCUUGUUAAGACAGUCAGUCAUUCUAAGAAUGGUAAAAGUGCAGAUAUUUGAGCUUAGGAAGAUUUUUUUUUAAUUGAAGAAUCACAUGACUGGUUUUCAUGUUUUAAUAAUAUAAAGUAAUUAACAAAUACAUUACAUGUAACAAGACUGAUUUCUACAUGCCACAGAAAUGGUCAAUCUCGUUAUUAUGUACUGCAACCAUAAAUAAAUUAGGCCGAAGUUGACUCUUUUUCAAUUAUGGUGAUGCCACUGAUUGUUACCACAGAACUCAAAUUGUGGAUCCUCCAUCUUAGCAGAUUAAAAAGCUUUGAUUUUCAUUUUCCGUAUUAUAUACUGAACAUAAUCUUCACUGAAGUAGACUGGGCAGGGGAGAGGAUUGGGAAGAGGAAAAGACUGUGCUACUGCUGUCAUGAGCCACAUUUAGGCAAAUUCGUUUUUAUUCAGUGUUCAGUGGAAAGAACAAAUGCUGCAAACUGCUUUAGGCAUUUUUAAAAGCCACUUGUAGUUUGCAGAGGUUUAAAUUUCUAACAUGUCUCUGUUGGUGUAUUUUGAAAUUAUAGAAUCUUAUUAGGCUUUAGAAAAUGUGGUUAGAGAAGCACUUUAUCUAAACUUUUAUGUUCAGUUUAAAAUUUUUGUCAUUUAAUAUAUUUUGUGUUUUUCUCUUUAUUUAAGCAGGCAGCAUUGAAAAAUUACUGUUUUUUCUUAGCACUUGACUCAUUUGAUGCUAACUGUCACUAUUCACUAAACAACAAACCCCAACAUAGUGAUUUUCCUAGAAUUGUAAUCAUUGUCAUCACCAGAAUUCUAUUUACUUAUUUACUGAAGUGAGUGUUUUUAACAAGAUACCAACUACUGUCCAGAGGUAGAAUGGGAAGUAAGCAUACCCAGCCUCAUUAAUUCUGUCUUGUGGUUAGGGACUUGUUUUAAAGCCUUUUUAUAUGCUGUCUUACCUUUCAGGGGCCUAGGAGCUACCUCUUCAUUACUGCUGGCUUAACUUUGUGCUUCACGUAUUCAUUUGUAUCACCCCCUAAAAGUCCAUUGUCUACUAGCCACAUUUUAACAAGGUAGAAGUAGGCCAGACAGAUUGGAUAAAUACUUGUUAGAGCUUGAAAAGAUAAACAGCUUGCCAUCAGCAAAAUAGACUCCUACUAUCCAAGGAAGGGGUAGGCUGUUUCUGUUUUUAUAAGAUUUGAGUUACAGAAAUCAGACAGACUUUCUGAUGUGGCUCUGCCUAAAGGUUACGAGUCUAUUAUGACUAGAAAGCUAAAGUGAACUGGUUAUUUCAAGAUGAAAUAAAAUUCUGUUUUCAACAUCUUAAUUGUUCACACUAGACUUCCCUCUUUAUUUUUGUGAGUAUGUGAUCCUUACAUUUUAAUGCUUUAUUCUUAUCAAAGAGUCCAUCUGGCCUAGUAAAUGUAGAACUGGCCUCCGAGUCAAGAAGACCUGGGUACAAAUCUCCCCUCUGAUGCAUUCUGACUGCCCCAGGAAACCCUUGAAGAAACUGUAAGUUUUAGAAGAGGUGUUGCUGGGCUGCUUUAGUAGAGGAUUUUCCUCACUGGGGAGGUCCAUACAGUGAUGAAAUCACAGACCCAAUUUUUUUUAAAGUUCCUUUUUAAAAUGUUUUCACAUUUAUAAUUUCAUUUAAUAGACAAUCCUAACUUCUCAUGUGCUGAGACAUUCAGUUUCCUACUCUUGCCAAAAGACUAGUAGAGUCACAGAAUUGUAGACCUGGAAAAGAUUUCAUUUCACAUAAAUAGAAUCAGCUUGGCCACUGGUUUUCACCUUUUUAGUGUCAUGGCCCCUUUUAGUUUUCUAGUGAAACCUGGACAACUUAUCAAAAUAAUGUUUUUGAAUGCAAAAUAAAAUACAGAGAAAACAAAUUAUAUUGAAAUACAGUUAUUAAAAUAUUUUUAAAGAACAAGUUUACAGACUCCAGGUUAGGAGCCCUAGAUCUAUGCCAGUCUCAUCAUUUUGGAAAUUAAACAGUAUUCCUUCUGGUACAGGCUAGAACAGUGGGGGUUCGCUACCCCUGGGAGAAUUCUGAGUCCAUACAACUUAAGACUCAACUAGCAAUGACUUGUCUCAGGUUAAAAAAUUCAGGGGCAUAACUGCCUUUUAAAGUGGAACUUAAAUAUAGACCCUACAAAGUUCCAAAUUUUGACAAAUAAACCAUCUAUCCAAAUUUUAUUUUCUUUUAAAGUGCUCUCUCCUUUUAUCUCUUACAGCAGAAGUGGCAUAAAACUCCUAAGUGUGGCCUGAACCAAAUUAAAAUAUAAUUGGGAAAUAUUUCACAAAAUAAAUAAAAAUAAAUGUACAGUUCACCAAGUCCUUGUAUACAGUUGAGUGUCUCCAUUUUCUAUUUGAGUAUGACACCGUUGUCUUUAUAGUCCUUAAAUAUGCUUCCCUGGCCCUUAUCCCAUUCUACCUUUUGUAUGUGUGGGAGGAUACAUAAGGUGCCUUGCCUUAGAUUCUAAGAUCCUUGAGGACAGGCAGGAACUCCUGUUACUCUAUGUGUCCCUGCAUAUGGCACAGUGCCUUUUAACAAAGUAGGUGCUGAAUUGAGUAGUAAUGUUUCUUUUUAACUGUAACAUUCCUUUUUUCAAAUCAUACUUCUUAUAUUUACUGUGAAUAGAGUUUCUGUUAGUGGUAUUGCACUUUGGUAAAACACAAACAAUUAAUUUGGAAAUGAAGUAUUUGGUGGGGGGGUGGGGUAAGGCUUGGCAUUUUUUGUUUAGUUUGAUUUCUUAACAAUCCCAGGUAAAAGAAUAGAUGCUGAUUAUUUCCUUUACUUUUGGAUUUCACUUAGUUUCUAUUCCUGCUACUUCUAUGCUAAAGUUUAACAUUUUUUGCAAAAUUUCUUUUAAACAGGUGAAACCCAUAGUUUUAUUUUAUUUAAAUCCCUAAGAUAUGUUUCUCCUAAUCAGUUAGCAGAAUAACAUAUAAUAAUAACUUCAUAAAUGGAUGUUGUAUAUUGAUCUGAUAUACAAGUGUAUUGAUCAAGUGUACUUUGUUUUCCCAUAUGGAAACAAAGAAUCUAAUUUUUUAAACUAAACAAUCUUAGGAUGAAUAAAUACUUUGUGGCAACCAUUAAGUGCCUAAAAUACGUUCAUAGAUGGAUUAGGCACUGUGCUGAAUAUAAUCAAUCCAGUUGAGAUGACUUAAAGAAAACACUAGAAAAUUUAAAGUCAGAAUGUAAAGAAAUGUAGACCUACUGUGAUAAAGAUGAUGGAGCCAUGAAAUUUCAGAGUAAGGAAAAAGUUUUCAAUAGGAUGUGUUCACAGAGUAGGUAUGUCUUGAACUGGACCUUGAAAGAAGUAUAGGAUUUCCCUUGAGGAGACCUGGCAGAGUAUGGUAUUCCUCAAAGGAAGAACAUGGAGGGAGAAACAAAUAGGCAAUUUGCCAAGGGGCUAUAAUAAAACUGGCAUAGCCGGUAUAUAUCAAUAGUCUAACAUUUAUUCCCUGAGGCUUUGUAAAUACAGACUGAAAAUAGAUUUGUGUGAAUGCCUUAGUCUUGCACUACUAUAACUAUCACCACUACUCUAAUGAAAACAGCAGACCAAAGUGGUUUUCUUACUACUUAUGUUUCCUUUUGGUGGUUAUGAUAAUGGAUACAGAACAAGAGAAUUAUCUACUUGUUUUGAUUAUUCUUUGCAAUAUCAACCCAGCUUCAUUACUCUUUGCCCAAAUUUUUGUUAUUAGGGACUGACAGAAUUUAAAUGCCAGGUUUUCCUCCACCAGUUGCUUUAAAGUUAUAUAAAGUGUAAUUUCUUGCUCUACCCCUUUCUGCUCAACCCUACUGAUUCUUACCCCUUUUUUCUUCUUCCCCCCACACCGAAAAAGUUCCACCUGUGAAGAUGAGCUCUAACUUAUGACUAGCUAGAUUAUGAUAGAUGGAAAAGGUGUGAAAACUUUUUAACUAGUUUCUCAUUCUAAGAGUUGGUUUAUUUAAGUAAAGCAUUCUUGCGUUCAAACAUAAUGCAAUUGGGAGGCAUAAUCUUAAAGUGAGUACAGAUACCUAAUAUUUUGUUUAGGCCAUCUCAUACAAAAGGGAACUUGGAUGACUAAACUUAGAUUUAUAGUAAAUUUGGGGUGCUCUUCAGUCUUCCUCAAAAAGCUCAGGGAAAAGUCUAGCUUUAAAAGUAGCACUUAACAUGUCUUCUGUCUUCUGAACUAACAAUCUGGUUCUUGUCUUUCUAAGCAGAAUAUUCAAAUUGAACUAGUAUGACUAGUUUAUGUAUCACAGCAACUAAAAGCUAUCUAUCACACGAGGCACUGAGCAUUAAGGGCUGCAUGGAAAUUUGUCAUGUCUACAUAGCAUAUGAUCUAUGUCUACAUGGUACCAAAAUGCUCAGUCAAUAGAAUACCAAAAAAGUAUUGAUAAUUAGUUAACCUAAUUUAGGUUACUCAAUUCAGGUGACCUUGUAGGCUUAGCCAUAGUAUGAAGCCUUUGGCCUAAAAUAGUAUGUCUAUCCACCCUUCUUUUCCUUUACUUCUCCCCUUUCCUUCUUUGUAGUUCUUAAAGUUUUAGGGGAGUGUGAGUCAUUUUAAGAGAGCAUCUUGUGAGCAAGACGUACAAUGAGACACACAGGCGUACACACACACAUACCUUUUACACAUAUAUAUAUAUGUAUAUGUUUAAUAUAGUAGAUAGAAGCUUGCUUUUUGUGCAGAGAUUCAUUCUCCUUACCAGGCUUUCACAUACAGAAUGGACAUCCAAAAGAUAAAAAUGCAUUUGGGCAUUAAUAUUUCACUUGCAUUUUAUCCAAAGAGGAAAAAAAGCCACCAUCUUGUUUUUAAUGUUAAAUUACUAUCCUGGGAGAUAUUUAAAGAAGAUACCUGUCUUGUACUUGCUUUGAAUAUGUAUGACAAGUUUGACAAAUCUGGCUUGUUUGCAGAAAAACAAUUAUAUUUCUAAACCACUGAUUUAUUAUUGUCUUUAAAUAUUUAGAGUCAGGAUGACUUUAUUCUAGAUUAAAAUAAUGACACUUUAUAUGGAAAACAACCUUUUCAUGGAGGAGGGUGAAUUCAGUAGUUCAAGAGGUCUAUUUGCCCAUCUGUAGAAAAAAAUUUUGUCAGCUACUAGUUCAUUAUUAGGACUGUUAAAUUUUAACUAAUAGUUACUACUAGUGUCCAAGAUCUAGCCAUAUUAGUAGGAAAAAUAUACCAUGCUAAACAUUUAGCCAUUUUAAGAAUAAAAGUUCAAAGAAAUUUUUGCUCAUGAAAAUGUAAAAAAACUUGCUUUGGUCUUUUAAAAAUAUUAAUCUGGGUUCAUCUAGGAAGAUACCCAACAUUUAUGCCAAAUAAGCUGAAUUGUGUAUAUGAUAGAGAAUUGGAAGUUAAUAUAAUGUGAAAAUAAUUAGCAAAAUCAUUAAUUGUACAUUUGUAUAUACUUGUUUUCAUAUUAUUUGCUAAGACUUUAUUAAGGAUGUUACAAGAACCAAUCUGAUAAGCUUGAUUCCUACUGAAAAGACAAAAUUAUGAAAUUAAGACAUGUGUAUAUACAUAUACAUAUACAUAUAUAUGUAUAUGUAUAUGUAUAUGUAUAUGUACAUGUAUAUGUAUAUAAAAGUGUAACACGCUUUCAUUAACCAGAGGAUUAAUUUAGGUAGAAUCACAUAUAGUUUGGGGCAAUACUUGUUUUGCCAGCACACACACUAAAACUGGAAUGAUAACAGUGAACACUACUAGCAUGUCCUCCCUGUCCCCCCUCUCUCCCCCCACCCCCGCGCAAAGCUGGCACGCAAAUUCACGGUCCAUAUUUUUUCAUUUGUACUUUUAAAAUCUGAAAACCUAAAAAAAAAUUGGUUUAGGACAUUUGGAUUAAGUUGAGUUAAAGUACAAAUACUUACAACUUUUCUCUUCAAUGCUUCACCCACACACACAUACACACUUAAGCCAACCAAAACACAACUAUAGAAAGAGAAUGAUUACAUUGUAGAACUUCCACAACUUUAACCAGUUGACUAAUUGAUAUCAUUAAGUCAAGAAGGGGUCCUACGAUACCAUUUCAUGUCUCAUCAUUUUACUUUAUAUUGCUCUGUUUUCUCAAUGAUGUAUUCAUUAAGUAGCAAAUUUUAAAACUCUGUGUUUUGUGUUUCAAGUUGCAUUACUUGCUUCCCAUUUCAAUAAAGUAUUUUAUUCCCUUGG
Phascolarctos cinereus (koala) is the source of this 9761-nucleotide messenger RNA. It is a transcript of the gene IL6ST, whose product is annotated as interleukin 6 cytokine family signal transducer. The record is from RefSeq and is a predicted model, not a curated record. NCBI's taxonomy places the organism in Eukaryota, Metazoa, Chordata, Mammalia, Diprotodontia, Phascolarctidae. Gene Ontology annotation, molecular function: cytokine binding; cytokine receptor activity. Gene Ontology annotation, biological process: cytokine-mediated signaling pathway. Gene Ontology annotation, cellular component: external side of plasma membrane; membrane; signaling receptor complex.